AUGCCGCCCUCACCGCCUCUCUGGUCUUGUUGCAGGAAGUUUUACUACAUCACCCUGCUUCGAGACCCUGUGUCCCGUUACCUGAGCGAGUGGCGGCACGUGCAGCGGGGCGCCACCUGGAAGACGUCGUUGCAUAUGUGUGAUGGGCGCACACCCACGCCGGAGGAGCUACCCCCCUGCUACGAGGGCACAGACUGGUCGGGCUGCACACUACAGGAGUUCAUGGACUGCCCCUACAACUUAGCCAACAACCGCCAAGUGCGCAUGCUCGCUGACCUGAGCCUGGUGGGCUGCUACAACCUGUCCUUCAUCCCUGAGGGCAAGCGAGCCCAGCUGUUACUUGAGAGCGCCAAGAAGAACUUACGGGACAUGGCCUUCUUUGGCUUGACGGAGUUCCAGCGCAAGACCCAGUACCUGUUCGAGCGGACGUUCAACCUCAAGUUCAUCCGGCCCUUCAUGCAGUACAACAGCACGCGGGCAGGUGGCGUGGAAGUCGGGGAGGACACCAUCCAUCGCAUUGAGGAGCUCAAUGACCUGGACAUGCAGCUCUAUGAUUACGCCAAGGACCUCUUCCAGCAGCGCUAUCAGUACAAGCGGCAGCUGGAGCGCCGGGAACAGCGCCUGCGGAGCCGCGAGGAGCGCCUGCUCCACCGGGCCAAGGAGGCACUGCCACGGGAGGAAACGGAGGAGCCAGGCCGUGUGCCCACGGAGGAUUACAUGAGCCACAUCAUUGAGAAGUGGUAGUAGAGCCUGCCGAGGGGCUCUCCGGGUAGGGGCCAAGAGCAGGGCUCACCAAGGACUCGAGCUCUGUGGUUGAGAAGCAGGCAUGGUGUCUGCCAAAGAGCCCCAGGGGACAGGAGACAGGCGGAGGCUCACAGACUUGCCCACGGAUAGCCCCCACCGAGGAUGUUGGCUUAGAGACUGCCCAGGUGUGUGUGAGGGGGCGGCACAGCCUGCAAAGAACAAGGGGUUGGAAAUGGCACAGCCGGAGGGGCUGGGGAAGUCGUCACGGUUUCUAAAGCCGAGGUCCUUAGGAAUGGAUGUGGGAUUCCAAGGGCGUGAAGGAGUCUUGAUUGAAAGGUAUUUGGUCAGUAAAGGCCGGGUCCUCCCAGCUCUCCUGGCUCCUUUCUGUCGCAGCCAAGGUUUGAAAUCGGAAAAAAACGACAUGAGUGGACCUACCAGGCCCAAGUGCACCAUGAGAGCACAUAUGAGUGUGUCCCCAGAGGGCAGUGACAGAUGAUGACCAAGUGACCAGGUGAGGGCAGCUGUGCUGGACCCGGACCCUGCUCAGCAGACCAGUCGGGUGGAGCCAGUCCUGCCUUCUGGAGAUCCACAGCAACCUAUGCAGUAAUCUAUGCACAGCCCCAUGCCUAUCCGGCCAGGGGGUUAUCAGCCAGCACCCACCACAUCCCACCUUGCCUCUUGGCCUCUUGGUCCUCCAGGGCCUGCGUGACAUCCUCUCCCUGGGAAAUUGAAGCUCUUUGGUGAUGGAAUGGAGUUCCUGGCCCCCCCUGCUCCCCCACCCCCACCACACAUGGUCCUGUCUGCAGCUCAGAAAACACGACCUCAGGGUCAAGAGAAGCUCACUCCCCUCUGCAGACUUCAUCAGCUUUAUGCUUCCCCCACCCCAUUACCUGUAGUCCUCAGAGAUGGGCCCACCCCACACUGCUCCCCUUCCCGAGCAGAAUGGGCUUCCCAGAGUGGGAAAGCUAUAGCCAGGGAAGAAUAGGCCCAGUCAGGGAGGUCUGGGAGGUGAAGGCACCCUUCCCCUCCCCAGUUUCAGUGCUCCGGCUUUGCUGGGGAGCCUCCUGGCUCCCAGUCCCAGUUGCUUGACCUAUGUGUUGCAGCGCUCACAGCCCUGAUAAAAUGCAGUCAUGGUGCUGGAGCACACCCAAUCAACAGCCACAGCCUGGGCAGCAGGGUUUCUGAUGGCCGAGAAGGAGGGACUCGGGCUUUCAGUUUCAACUUAGGUUGCAAAACCGGUUCUGGGCGGCCUCCCUUGUACCUACCCACUCAGUUCACUGCCUCCUGGGAUUACCCCCGUGUUUGCCUGCUUCCCCUCUCCCAAGUUGGUCAGGCCCACAGCCUCACUUAUGACCCAUAUCACAUCAUUAUAAAUGUCAUCCUGCACCCUGUCCCUGCUACACCCCCACUUUAUGCCCCCACAGCCUGUGUCCUUACACCCACUCCCUACCACCCUCUGACCUUCACCUCUAUGCCUCUUUCCCUGUGUUCCAUGCUCCACCGCCCAGAGUGGGCUCUUCCCCCAGAGGGAGUUCCCUCACUGUGCGAGGGACAAGACUUGACAUUCCAGCAAGCUAAGCGUGUGUUCUCAACCUGAGGUGGACAGUCCCCGGGGGCCAGCACACUUGGAUCUCCAGGAGAGAAAGUGGAUGCACUAGGUAUAAUCCUAACUUGGGGCAGGAAUGUUGUGGGGCCACCUGGGAGGAGCUGCGCCUGCCAGAGGCUUACGCACCCUUUCCCUCAAGCACCUACUCUUGCCAUCAUGAAUGAAGGCACGGGAUUGUGAGCAAGGAGCCUCUCGCACAAGCAGAGCGACCGUGCCCUUGAGGGAAGUUGCCCCCCAGGAAGCUGUUCUAACUGGUCUUGUCUAGCCCUUAGGCCCUCAGGGCGGGAUGUGAGGCCUGACUCCAUGCGCACAGUGCUGCCAUCCUAGGCUCCUUCGGGGUGUGGGCGAGCGCUGAGGUGAGGAGCCAGUAAGCUGAUGACCACGGUCUCUUAAAGGAGGGUGAGGAUCUGUGUGGGGUGAACUGGCCCCAAGCUGCAUCAUUUUGGAAGGUGUGGCCCUGAGGGGAGCCAAAUGAGUCCUGGAAUCUCAUUUUGGCGACCUGGGGCCCUGAGAGCCAUGAUAGCUUCUGUCGGGAGAGGUGAGCAGAAACUUGGCCCUUUUCUGCCCAGAGCCCAGGGCUCUUCCGAGAAAGCUUGAUGCACACUGUCUGUUUUUGCAUCCUGGAACAUGUUCUAUAGCCCUGGCCCCAGUUCACCUGGAAGCACAGGUCUUUCCUUGUUUCCUUGCUGCAUUCAGAAAACAGUCUAUCUCCACCAGCCCUGGGCUGAGGUGCCCAACAGGGUCUGACUGGCAGAGCCCAUAGCACCUUAGCACCUGUACACCUCAUAGACCACCUGCUCUCGGCAAAGGGCUUCUGAUUCCUGCAGAAUCUCCUGGGACACUAUGGUACAGGCAGCCACCUCUGAACCCAGAGACUCCACCCAGCCAGGCGUCUGCCGGGGGCCACAAGGACAGAAGAGGCCACUCCUGGCACACACUCAACUACGAUCAGCUCCUAGACAGGGUGUGGGGAGGGCAGACGUGUCUGAGCAACAAGUCAGGUGGCUUUGGCCCAAACGGAGACUCAUUUGAACCAGGAGUGUUUAAAACUUUAUUUAUUUAUAGCUUCUUAUUAAAAGUGUUGAGAAGAAAUUUUUUGGCUAUUCAUGCAAGAAAAUGUUGUUUGAUGAUGGGAAUACAAGUCGUGAUCAUUUAA
This is a messenger RNA of Echinops telfairi (small Madagascar hedgehog), 3506 nucleotides long. RefSeq names its product heparan sulfate 6-O-sulfotransferase 1 (gene HS6ST1). The record is from RefSeq and is a predicted model, not a curated record. Bases 1 to 744 code for a protein of 247 amino acids. Gene Ontology annotation, molecular function: heparan sulfate 6-sulfotransferase activity. Lineage: Eukaryota; Metazoa; Chordata; Mammalia; Afrosoricida; Tenrecidae. Gene Ontology annotation, cellular component: membrane. The transcript has a single exon.